This is a messenger RNA of Cylindrotheca closterium, 1323 nucleotides long. The record is from the annotation of a GenBank genome assembly. Lineage: Eukaryota; Bacillariophyta; Bacillariophyceae; Bacillariales; Bacillariaceae.
AUGUUCAGCAAAAGACUCUCACCAGAAACGGCUGAAGCUCCGGCUUCCCCAACGGAAGACAUGAGGGUGAUGCCAGAAGCAACCAACUUGCUGAAUACAACAACAGGGCUCAUGAAGCUACGUUUUUCCAACUCGGAUGCGCUUUACACGAAGCCCCACGACAAGAUGGGUAUAGACGGUGAGAGAAUGGGACCCCUAAUCCACAUGCUCCAACUUCGCUUGGACGCCAUCAAGAGAGGGACAGCCUAUGAGAUGGCUGAGAGAUUCGACAGCAAGUCAGAUCAACUGAAGCGCGAGAUACCAUGGAUGUUUCUCCGUGUGAACCAUUUUGAACCAGAGCCUGCUGCCAAGCAAAUCAUUUCAUUUUAUGAGAUGAAGUCUCGGUUGUUCGGCAAAGACAAGCUCAACAAGGAGAUCGUCAUUGACGACUUGAACGAAUGUGAUAAGCAAAGCCUCCGAUCAGGUUCCCUGCAGCUUUUGAGCUCAGCUAGGGAUAUGCAAAAAAGAAGAAUCCUCUUGUCACUACCAGGCAGACGCAUCUUCCAGGCCAUUGAGAAUGAGUUGCGCGCUCGAUUUUAUCUUGUAAUGAGCGCUGCCAGGCUUCAAGAAGUUCAGAAAGACGGACUUGUUUGCAUCUGCCAUUCCAUCGGACGAUACAGGGAUAGAUUCAAUGGAUUUGGGCAUGCAGACAACUUGCAGCUGUUGGCCUCACUGCCACUUCAGAUUUCUUCAAUGCAGAUGUGCGUCGAUGACUAUGCGCAAUUUGUGGCCUGGAGCUUCACGGCUUCCAAUCACAUGCCACGCGAGCUUGCCCCAAAGGUCAACAUACACAGUGGCUCUGAAAUGGAAUGCUUAUUCGCGCUGUUCAAAUGUGGCAUUCCACGAGGCUGCUUACCUCCAGCAGACGGUAGUGACCAUCCAUGGAUGGAUGCCCACUUGGCUUGGUGCAACAGUCGCGAGAUCUUUGAAGGGUCCCCGAACAAAAUGAAGGUGGAAAAUCAGAGCACCUUUGGUGCUGUUGCAAAAGACCAGCAUUAUACCAAGCCUCGAGAAGACGACGUCCUCUUUGGGACUGACAACAAAGCACAUCCGGGAAACGUAAAGUUCCACAUGCUGAUCGACCAUCUCCAGCAUCAAUAUGAAGCUGCAGAUAGGGAAGGAAAGGUCUUGGUGUCUCUAAGGGCUGUCUUUAGUAUGAAAGGAACAGGCUCACGAUUCUUGGAUUACGACGAUUUCACCCAGCGCUGGCGCGAGAUUCCAGACACGCGGGCAAGAAACAAGGUAACAAAGAUAAUCCGAAACCGUCGCCGAUACAAGAAAUGA